GUUGUUUUUCGUAGUCAGGAAAAUCGAAGUGCGAAGCGCCAACUCUCCUGCGACGCUCGUCCGAAAAUGUUAAUUUUUGUACAAAAUUAACCACAGGAAGUGUUGUCUAUCUCCUCUUUUCAUCGAAGAUAUUAUUGGAAUAAUUUUUCAGUUUGAAAGUAAUGGUGACAAGUCUUGACGAGAAAUAUUUUUACUUUAAUUUGGGGAUUUCUACAGACCAGCUAGACGAGUUUCGAGUCUGCCUCCGGAGUUUGUCGUCAGUGCAGUGAAGCUCCUCUCCCGCUGCACCGCUGGCUCGAAGGCUCACCGUUGGCCGCUGGUGAGGUCAACCACGAGUUGAAUACAAUUUUGUACAAAGUCAAAGACAAAAUAAAGUGAGCUGAAGUCACUUCACAAUAACAAUGGAUUGGGGUGAGAGUGGACAAGUAGAUGAGCUGGAAAGCGGCUUCAGUGAACUUGGAUUGGAAAAGUCAAUCACAAGUGGAUUGAAGACUGCUGAAGAAAUAGAAAGCUUGACAGUUGAUGAACAUUUGGGAGAUAUUGAUAGAGCAGUCUUCUUACUGAGCUCUGGGCAAGAAGUUCAGCGGAUAAGUGUCAUUCAGAAUCUACCCAACCUACUAAGGGACAACAAUGUCGAUGCUAUGCGCAGAGUAGUGCCCAAAGUCAGGGAUGUACUUCAUUUAGCCAACCAAGACUUGCAGGAGGCAGCGGCAGCAGCCUUUGUGAAGAUAGCGGAGGAACAAUCAGUGCCACACCUCACCUAUGCACAGACAUUCCUACAGACCAUCCUGCAGAAUGCCGAUAAUAGAGACCCAGAUAUCUCAGAUGCCUGGUUAGACGUUUUACUCAAAGUCAUCGCACAUCUUCCAAAAGAUGUCCUCAAGAAAGAUAUCUUACCCGUUGCACUAUCCAAGGGCCAGUUGGCCCAGUCUGUUCAGUCUCGUCUGGCUAGCUGUAGACUGCUGGGAAAGAUUGCCACACGUUUUGACACCUUCAUGAUCAAGAAGGAAAUUUUACCUUUGGUGACAUCUCUGUGUCAGGAUGUGGAUUAUGAAGUCAGAGCCUGCAUGUGUAAACAGCUAGAUCGUGUGGCCAGAGGAUUGGGCCUGGAGCCUACAAGAAGUGCAAUACUACCCGAGCUGGUUGAGCUGGGCAAGGAUGAGGAGAGCUGCGUCAGACUAGCGGCGUUAGAAACCAUAGUUAGCUUACUCAGUCUUCUAGACGAUGUGAAUUUCAUACCACCAGAUACCUGCACACAAACCAUCAUUCCCCUAGUUCGUAAGUUUUGUGAGAAUGCCAUGAACAACGAAGACUCCACAUUACCUUCUGUCGCCAAACAGUUUGGAAGAUUAUGCCAUGGUUUAUCAGUAAAUCUAACAGAAGAAUUGAAACUGUGGUUCUUGAAGUAUUACUACCAGCUGUGUUCUGUAGGGCUGAAUGAGAAAAGCAUCAGUAAUGACAGAUUGGAGCAGUCAGGUGCAUCAUGUAAUACUAGCUCCACCAAGAAUUCUCCAAUGCUGUCUAUGUAUCGAGAGGAACACAGACUAACUGAAUGCAGACAGUUCUCUGCCUUCAAUUUCCCUUGUAUGGUGCUAUUUGCUGGUGCUCGUAAGUUCAAGGCCGAGCUUCAUGGAACCUUUGCCAGUCUCUGCGACGAUCCUCAGCCUCAAGUCAGAGCUACCUUAGCAUGUGGUUUCCAUGAGGUCGCUCACCUUCUAGGUAACAAUGUAUCAUGUAUCCAUGGAGAGCUGGUUAGUCUACUCAAGGAUGAGAAUCUACAGGUUGUACAGGGUAUUGUAUCACACCUUCCAGAGACGUUGAUAGCGUUCUCUAAAGGAGCUCCUAGCAGCAGUAGUCAUCAAGUAGAUAAUAAGAUGAUAACGAUAAGUCUAUAUCCCUAUCGCAGGGUAUAUGGUGUUGGUGAUUUGAUACCUGCCAUCUUGGCUGCGGAGAGUAUAGCAGCCAACUCCAGGAACUGGAGACUCCAUGUUGACAUUCUAGAUAAGCUUGCCUGUCUUCCCAAGUGUUUGACCAGUGAUCAGAUCCAUUCCAAGUUUGUUCCUCUCUUCUUCAAGCUUGUCACCACUCAUAGAGCAUUGCCGAUCCAGCGUGCAGCAUCUAGGACAUUGUGUGCUCUGAUGAGAAACUGUAGAAAGCUUGACCACAGACAAGACAUGGUUGCCAAACUAAUCCAUGAGUGUUGUAGGAGUAAAAGCAGCCGCUACAGGAGGUUAUACAUAGACAUCUCUGUCAUCGUCAUGGACAUGUUCUCUAAAUCAUUCUUCAAGGAGAAUUUCAUGGAGCCGUUGAUGGAUCUCACAGCGGAUCCUGUUCCUAACAUCAGGUUAAAAAUGUGCUCUCUGCUACCUCGGAUCAAGCAUCAGAUGAAGCUACCAGAGGACAGAGAGAACCUCCAAGCCUUGGAGAUGGUCGUUAGGAGACUACUCUCAUCAGAGAAAGAUAAAGAUGUAGACGCUGCCAUUAGACAAGCUGUAUUUGAAUUAGACAGAAUACAAGUUCAUGUAGACUCGCUGAACAUGUCACAGUAUUACGAAGACGACAUCCAGGACCGGAAGAAGGAGGCCGAGGAGCGAGCCAUGCUGGAGAUCGAGAGACGGAACAUCGACGACGGAGCGGAGAAGGGAAGCAGGGAGAAAGGCCCGGCAAGACACACGGAGAAGAAGAAGGCGGGGGCGGAGAAGGAGAGCAAAGUGGAGAAGAACGUUCAUGCUCACAGCCAAUCAAAUCCAGCCUCUGCUCCUUCAAUAUCUUCCAGAAAAGUGUCUAAAAGCAACAGCCACAAACACAUAAGCACACCAUCUGGGAGUAAGAGCUCUGUGUCUAACGGUCCCCCCACCGGCAAAAAUAUUACGGUGUCGUCUUCGAGCAAGAGUUCUGUGUCUAACGGUCCCCCCACCGGCAAAAAUAUUGCGGUGUCAUCUUCGAGCAAGAGUUCUGUGUCUAACGGUCCCCCCACCGGCAAAAACAGUGCGGUGUCAUCUUCGAGCAAGAGUUCUGUGUCUAAUGGUCCCCCCACCGGCAAAAAUAGUGCAGUGUCGUCUUCAAGCAAGAGUUCUGUGUCUAACGGUCCCCCCACUGGCAAAAAUAGUGCAGUGUCAUCUUCGAGCAAGAGUUCUGUGUCUAACGGUCCCCCCAGUGGCAAACAUAAUACCCCGUCGUCUUCCAGAAAGGUCUCCCCUCCCCAGGGGGCUCCUAUGAACAGUGCUAAUCGAGCAAAAACGGCAUCUAAAGCCCAGAAAGCAUCCAAGACUGAGGUGGUGUCAGCACCCCUCUCAAGAACAGCCGCCAGGGCGGGGAAGAAGUCACCCUCAGCAACUCUCCUUGAACCUAACAAUAAUGUGAAGGCAACCACCAGCCGGAAUAGGUCUGGUUCUGACGGCUUGCUUGCUACGUCUAUGAUGCGGAAUACAAGGACUACUAGGGUAGUAGAAUACAAUAGUUCUUUAUCAUCACCCACGGCCAGUAGUGCAGCUAAAAGAACAACUAGUGGAACACAUGUAUCAGAAUCCAGAAAGUCUUCGGCAUCAUCUGUUAGCUCAACCCGGUCAGGCACAGGCAAUUCUUCAUAUAGUCAUCUAUCAACUUCAUCAUCUUCGACUAGAGUGAGAAAAUCAUCACACAAGACUUGAUGGGGAAUAAGGCGUACUUCUUAUGUGCUACAUCUCCCCUAGUCACCAGAGUGCUCCACAUGAACAAAUUGCCCCAUGAAGAGAGUAUCUGCGGAUAAACAGUGCGAGCUUAUGCGAUACCACUCACCGAUGAAGCCAGUCAAAUGUGCCAUAUGAAAACUGAAAUUGGGGUACAUUAACAAAGCAUCAACUAACAGACAGACAGAACUGAGGUUCACGUCACACUGGGCAGUCUGACUGACUGAGAGAGAGAAAGAGUGGCAGUCAGCGGUUAUGCCCUAUGUGUCCUGGAAGAUGUGAGGAUGCAUCCGGCAAGAAGUGGUGCACCAGGAAUGGUCUUUUUCUAUGUGGACAAAGUGUUUACCAGUAUGCUUCACAUGAACAAAUUGCACCGAGAAGAGUGUAUCUGUGUGUGUGAGCUCAUGUGACACCACUGAUGAAGCCAGGCUAGUCAAAUGUGCCAUAUCAAAACUGAAAUUGGUGCAUGUUAGUGGAACCAAUGGUGGAGUCGAUCACAUCGCGUAUUCUAGAGGAAACCUGAUGAGUGUUGAACCGAACCAGUGCGGUACCCCUUAAAAUAGCUUCAUUCGUGCUAGCAGCAUAUUUUUUUUAUUGGAGGAAAAAUUAAAGGAAUACAGUACAACGCUACAUGUAGUGGUAUAUUCCAGAGCACAGAAAGUGCAUGCGUGUUCAAUAGUAAUGGAAUUUUGCGUAGAGAAUAUACUCUGAAUUGGCUACAUUACUAGAUUAAUGCUACAUCAUUAUUUUGCACAUCAUUUUCAUUAUCUUUGUAAUAGUUGAAAAGGAGUAGGAGAAACAGCUAUGAGGACAUUCAUAUGUUGAUGUCUACGUUUAAUUUUAAGAUAUUAAUGUAGACAUCUCCACAGCUUAUAUUGUUGUGGGGGGUCUGACCCUUGCAUGUAUUAAAAGUAAAGAUACAGUCAAAUUCAUGCAUUGGGUAAAAUGCAAGUCAGCACCACAUGAAAUUUAUGUAGUAUUUGCUGUUGUAUUCAUGAGAGAGAGAAAGAAGAAAAGAUUUAUGAUAAUUUAUAGUAGUUGGCUAGCAUCAACCUUUAAGGCUGUUAUUCAGACUGUGUGUGGUGUCAAAAUCUUCUAUCAAUUCUUGCCAUGUUAAAUAGAUAUGCUAAAGAUAUUCAUAUUGCCUAUUCGAAGGGCAUUGGUCAGAAACCCAAUACAAUGCAUUCAAACGUAAUGAGUGACAGAGUAUGAUUUAUCUAUCUAUACAAUUUAAGUGUUGAAUAUAGCAUGAUGCCAUAUCAAAGGGAGGUUAUUGAUUAUGGUUUUCCUCUCAUAAAGCCUUCAAAUUUCUUUCUAUUUCAAUUUGAGACAUCAUUGUUAGUGAUUUCAAUCUGAUAAAAAUCACCCUUUUUCAUCAAUUAAACAAAUAACAGUUACAUGAUACUGUCAGUAUGAUGUAAAGCACUGUACUUUUGUGUCUUAUGUUCCAAAUGAAAUCAAAUGCUUUGUAUUCUCAACAAUAAUUAUACUCCUAUUUUCUGUAUGCCUUAUAUUCAAUACAGACAAAGCUUUUCAGAGGCUGAUUGUGCCAUAUACUUGUAUCUCAGUAAAGUUUGGUAACACAGAAUUACUAAAAAGAAAAUCACAUCCAGUUUGUAGAGAUGAGUGUGUAUUAGGUUUUUUUUAGGGGGAUGAAAGUAAGAUAGAAUGGAUGGAAAUUUUGGACUUUGUCUUGGAGUAAACAUAAUGUACUGAUGCCAUUGGAUUCAACAAGAUUUAUUGUCUAUUGUGUCUCUAGCUUCUGUAAGUCAUUUUUAAGGUUUUAUAUGGAUGCAAAAUGAGUUUUGAAAAAAUAUAAUAGAC
Strongylocentrotus purpuratus (purple sea urchin) is the source of this 5492-nucleotide messenger RNA. RefSeq names its product serine/threonine-protein phosphatase 4 regulatory subunit 4 (gene ppp4r4). The coding region runs from base 402 to 3650 and encodes 1082 amino acids. Gene Ontology annotation, cellular component: protein serine/threonine phosphatase complex; cytosol. The record is from RefSeq and is a predicted model, not a curated record. NCBI's taxonomy places the organism in Eukaryota, Metazoa, Echinodermata, Echinoidea, Camarodonta, Strongylocentrotidae. Gene Ontology annotation, molecular function: protein phosphatase regulator activity. The transcript is spliced from 30 exons.